Molecule: messenger RNA, 970 nt
Organism: Centropristis striata (black sea bass)
Lineage: Eukaryota; Metazoa; Chordata; Actinopteri; Perciformes; Serranidae
Exons: 6
Coding region: 66-794 (242 amino acids)
Biological process (GO): response to bacterium
Source: RefSeq, a predicted model, not a curated record
AUGGAAGAUAGCUACUACUUCUUUUUUUGUGUGUGUGUUUCUGCCUGUUAGUAAUUGUGUGUAACAUGCAGUCAAGUCCUUGCAGAGCGGCAGUCACACGCACCAUGAAGAAGUUCAUCUUGAUAACAGCUUUACUUCUCUGCAGCCUCAGCUGGAUCUCUGUCUCAGGUUCUGAGUCUCAGACUGUGGAGGUCCAGGCUGGUGAAGGAGUCACUCUGACUUGCUCCAACACGUCCAAAUAUGACAGUCCAACAUUCUGGUUCAGACUGGUCCAGGGAACUAAGCCCGUCUGUAUCUCUGCUAUGACAACCUCCAAGAGUGAUGUGAACUUCUGUGAUGGAUUUAAAAAUGUAAGUUAUGAAAUGAGUUCCAACAUCUCCACCGUCUUUCUCAAAAUCAAACAAGUGAAUUCAUCGGACUCUGGACUGUAUUUCUGUGGAUUUACUCAAGAUGGAAAGCAGACUUUCUGUGUGACACGUUUAAAGGUUAACGGCAGCGAUGAGUCAGGUGAUGACACGGAAAACGACAUUAAAAGCAUGGGAAUCCAGUGUGAUGUAAUAAGCAAGCUGAGUGGGAUCCUGGGUGCUGUCACUGUUGUCCUUGUUAGUGUCAUCAUUGGUCUGGCUGUUAGAGUCAGGAAGCUUCAGACAGCUGCCAACGAAGAACAGAACCAACCUGAUUAUGAGAAUGACUGUGAUGUCCUGAAAGACGCAGAACUGACGGAGAUGCGGAACGGGAGGACCGCAUCAGAGAGAGAAGUGGAGACUCAUGUGGUUUAUACUGCCCGGAGAUAAACACAGAGGAACUGAUGACUUUAUCAUAUUAAUCUGCAGCUAAAACUAAAUACUCACAUUAAUACACUUAUAUGAGACACACCUCAUUGUAAGACAGGAAGUCUAAAGCAGUGAAGACUGGCUGAUUCUGCAUUUGUAAUUUGUUUUUGCAAAACAUCUUAACUGUGAUGUCAAUG